Messenger RNA from Ectocarpus siliculosus, 1808 nucleotides. The record is from the annotation of a GenBank genome assembly. NCBI's taxonomy places the organism in Eukaryota, Phaeophyceae, Ectocarpales, Ectocarpaceae.
AUGAGCCAGAUGUUGAACGUGAUGAUCAACCGUCCGCAGCACACCGGCAACGACGGCACUGGCGAUGGCGCCGACAAAGGGCAGGCCGCCGCCGCCGCGGCCGCGGCCGCUGCAUCGAAGGGCGAAAUGAUCAGAAUCAGAGCAGGCGGAGGGGCUGGGGGAGAAGACACUACCGACCUCGUCGCUCUGUCUCGGUCCACCCUGGAGUCGCACCUCAGGCUGUUCCUCACGAGCCAGCAGCGGGUGGGCGCCUUAGAGGAAGAGAUUGCGGCCGCUAGGCGGGAGGCCUCAGCCGGUGCGGGCGCCAAACCACUUCACGUCAGCGAAGGAGAAGGAGGGACGGAUGCCAUCGUGGACAAAGUGGCCGGCGCUUGCGCCCAGCAGCGAUUCCUCCACGGCGCCACCCUCACCGGCAUCCCAACCGUUGCCGAGCUUCCGGCUGUCGCUCCCGCCGCCGGUGGUGGCGACUUUGUUCGCGAUGGCCGCGGUAGCGCCGGCCGUGCUGCCGUUGGGAAGGGCGGGCUGGAAAUCAUGCGAGCCGAGAAGAAGCAAGAGGGAUGGGGGUCGGCAGCAAGCGGUAUCGCCGGGGAACUACAGCAUCCUUUCAUUCUUCACGGGAAAUGGACACCGGGGUGGAGCAAGUGCAGCACGGCCUUCGCUCGAGCUUCCAUCAGCCCCGCGUCCAAGUGGACGGUACACCGGUUCAAGGGCGAAGGGCGGGGCGGUGGUAAGGGCGGCGGCCGGACGGGAAAGGACCGGGCGGUGGCCGGCGGGGACGGUGGAGAGCUCGCGCCAGUCGCCGGAAACGCCUCCGGGUGGGGGACCCCAGAAAACCCGCCGUCUCAGGCCAAGAGCCCGAACCCCCCUCCGUUCUCUGCGUCUUCGUGGGUGUGACUGAGUGUAAUGCGGCGAGAAAAUUCUCAGGGUGUGUAUGUAUGUGUGUGUGUGUGUGUGAAACCAGUGUUCUUGUCGGUGCGUGGUCGUGGAGAUUGACGAGGGGCGACAGCCGACCAUCACCGAUGGAAGCCAGCUUGAGUGGGGAGCCUUUUCGAUCACCCAAUAACUCGAGCGGCCCUGCGUGCCAAGAGUGGGGGCGGAGGAUGUCGGCUUUCCGCAAAUCUGGCCUUAGUGCUGCGGGGUGCGGGGGGAUUGGUUUGGCCGGGGAGGCGGAACGAAGAGAGAACCUGUUGUAGGCGAGUGCGGGAGGGAGGGAUAAAAGUCUAUCUUGUUGGCCCGUGGACGUACGUAUGAAUUGCGCCGCUUCGAGAGGGAGUCGGGCGGGAAGGGAGAGAGGGGUUUUGAGUGUAUGAUGUGGCGUUCUUCGUUGCUGUUUCGGCGGCAGAAGGAGACAACACGCUUCGGCGGAAGGAACAUUACGCUUGCUUGGGGUCGAGGGGCGGGGCAGAAUGAAAAGAACGAAGAGAAACCGUGGAUAAUAUGUCGAGAUGCGAUGAAAAAAUGUCGAUGGAGAGUGGCGAGAGUGUGUGGUUUGACGAAAAACAUGGAACAAAAAAUUUAUGUGUGAAGGUGGGGCCGCAGGUUAGAAUUUGAGUGACUUCCUGCGCAGAGGCAUGAUGUGCCGUUAGAUGUGCCGCUUUGCCGUUUGUAAUGGUCUAGCUGGCGGGCGGGGGGGGGGUACAGCGUACUGCUCGGCCUACAGUAGCUGCCGAGCAUCAAGGCCUCCAAAGUUGUGGGUGAGCGUUGUCGCUGAACAAACAUCAGCUAGCCUUGUAGGACGUAGCUGCAAACAGAGUGAAGCGACGGAGCCCGUUUGGGAUCUCGCUGUUAUCAGAAUGAAAUGACGGACC